AUGGACCAAUUAACCACCACCUGGUGUGCUGUAUUACAUGAUGAUAAUGGGAAGGUUAUUAUGGCAGCAACAAAGAGGAUUGAGGCUAGCUGGGAUGCUGUUAUGGCUGAAGUGGCAGCAGCUAGAUACGGUUUGCAGGUUGCUCGUAGAUGUGGAUUUGAUAAAGUGUGGCUUGAGGGGGAUGCUCUAAGUGUGGUCAAGGCUGUGCAGAUGGAUCAAGGGGGUGUGCUCCAAUUUCUAUGCUCAACCCCUAGCGACGUCCCUGGUAUAGCUGAGAAGGCAAGGGAAGAUGUAAUUCAACAGCGUGAUGAACUAGACACCCAAGAUAACAACAAUAAUGAGGUGAAUAAUAACAAUGAAGGGGAAAAUGUUAGUUCUUCUCCUACAACUCAAACAAAUGAAGUUACCCCUUCUAUUAAGAAGAGAAAAGGAGGAUGGUUAUGUGCAUUCAUCAUCUUAGCAAACCAGGCAUUAGCAACAUUAGCAUUCUUUGGAGUUGGUGUCAACUUAGUGUUAUUCUUGACAAGAGUACUAAGACAAGACAAUGCUUCUGCUGCCAACAACGUCAGUAUUUGGACUGGCACUGUUUACUUGUUCUCUCUUGUGGGAGCCUUUCUUAGCGAUUCUUAUUGGGGUCGUUUUUUGACCUGCACUGUUUUUCAACUCAUUCUUCUCAUGGGGUUGGUGCUACUUUCUAUAUCAUCGUGGAUUUUCCUGUUGAAGCCGAGAGGUUGCGGUGAUGGUAAAUUGGAGUGUCAUGAAACGUCUAUAGUAGGUGAAAUAAUCUUCUACAUAUCAAUCUAUAUGGUAGCAUUGGGAUAUGGAGGGCAUCAGCCAACCUGUGCCACAUUUGGGGCAGACCAAUUCGAUGACUCUGAUCCAAAAGGAGAGAGCUCAAAAGCAGCAUUUUUUUGCUACUUCUACUUUGCACUCAACUGCGGAUCCUUAUUUUCCAACACUGUAUUGGUGUAUUUUGAGGACAAUGGUUCUUGGACUUUUGGCUUUUGGGUAUCAACUGCUUCUGCUGUAUUGGGAGUUGUUCUUUUUGUGGCUGGAUCUCCAAGGUAUCGGUUCAUUAAGGCGCACGGUAACCCUUUGCCACGCGUCGCCCAGGUGUUUGUUGCCGCGUAUAGGAAGUGGAAUGUGCAAAGAGCUCGUCCAAAUGAGCUUUAUGAAGUGGAAGGUUCUGAGUCUGCUAUAAAAGGAAGUAGGAAGAUUGUUCAUAGUGAUCAUUUUCGGUUUUUGGAUAAGGCAGCCACAUUAACACAGCAAGACAAUUUGGGACCGAAGAAUCCAUGGCGCAUUUGCACAGUCACGCAAGUGGAGGAAGCCAAAUGUGUCCUAAAGCUCCUACCUCUCUGGCUGUGUACCAUCAUCUACUCAGUGAUCUUCACUCAAAUGGCUUCCCUCUUUGUUGAGCAAGGUGAUGUCAUGAACACGAAAAUCGGAAAGUUUCAUAUACCUGCAGCAAGCAUGUCAAUAUUCGACAUUGUUAGUGUUCUAAUAUGCACAGGCGUUUAUCGCCAUAUCCUUGUCCCCGUACUUGGAAGACUAUUAAAAAAUCCUAAAGGAUUAAGCGAGCUUCAGAGAAUGGGAGUUGGUCUACUCAUUGGUAUGCUAGCCAUGUUAGCAGCAGGGAUCACUGAAAUUGCACGGCUUAAAAGUGUUGUCCCAAAUGAAAGAAGUAGCACACUUAGUGUGUUAUGGCAAAUCCCACAAUAUGUCCUAGUGGGUGCAUCUGAGGUUUUUAUGUACGUAGGACAACUUGAAUUUUUCAAUGGACAAGCUCCCGACGGUAUAAAAUCUUUCGGCAGCUCGCUAUGCAUGGCAUCAAUGUCUUUUGGAAAUUAUGUUAGCAGUCUACUUGUACACAUGGUCAUGAUAUUCACCGCGAGGGGAGAUAAUCCCGGAUGGAUCCCUGAGAAUUUAAAUCACGGCCAUAUUGAGAAUUUCUAUUUCCUAAUUGCGGGACUUACAAUUAUCGAUUUUAUCAUAUAUUCGUUAUUUGCUCAAUGGUACAAACCCGUUAAUUUCUUGGAAACUAGUCAUAAGUCGGAGGUGGAGACCAAAUUUGAUGGAGAUGUAGUUGAAGAUGAAGUGAUCACCAGAAGAGCAUAA
Molecule: messenger RNA, 2118 nt
Organism: Beta vulgaris subsp. vulgaris (sugar beet)
Lineage: Eukaryota; Viridiplantae; Streptophyta; Magnoliopsida; Caryophyllales; Amaranthaceae
Product: protein NRT1/ PTR FAMILY 7.1
Exons: 6
Coding region: 1-2118 (705 amino acids)
Biological process (GO): transmembrane transport
Cellular component (GO): membrane
Molecular function (GO): transmembrane transporter activity; RNA-DNA hybrid ribonuclease activity; nucleic acid binding
Source: RefSeq, a predicted model, not a curated record